AUGGACCUUUGUGCCGCCCACGACGCAUGCGCUGAACUGCGCCAUACGCACAACAUUUCGGCUCAUCUCAUCGGUUCUGGUUAUGGCAUUCUGAAGGACGUCGGCUCAGACACAUCUGACACUGAAUACUGGACUAGCGUGAACGAUAUGUUAGUGGAACGUGAUGAGCAGAAAACCGGCUGGAGGGCCCUCUCCACUUCCGGAUCGGAGGAGGUGAUUGAUCUGGAUGUCCCAUUCGAUAUCAGCGUAGCAGAUACCGAUGUCAUGGUUGCGAAGGCGGUGUCCAACAAAGUGACUCUCAUUCCGGCAACAGGUGGCAUCAGCUUCGCAACACGCACCGUUUGUGAACUGUCUAGUAAACCGCAAUCUGGAUCGAACAUGAAGGUGACACAAUUCGUGAGGGAGGUCCAAAGCGCAACGACCUCUAUCUUUGACGCAGAUGUUCUGGGUGUCACUCGAUGCACGAAAUCGAUUCCUGAUGCCCGCACACAGUUAAAAUGUGCUUUCACGUGUGUGAGGGAACCCAAUUGCCGAUCGAUUUAUUUCAACACACAGAGCAGUGAAUGUGUUCUGAUGUUGUACGUGCAGGGUACGUUACCGUUGCCGGAUGAGAAUGAAAACGAUUGGGAGAGAUGGGCUGAGCCACAAUCCGGUCCCUGA
Messenger RNA from Dicrocoelium dendriticum, 660 nucleotides. The record is from the annotation of a GenBank genome assembly. Lineage: Eukaryota; Metazoa; Platyhelminthes; Trematoda; Plagiorchiida; Dicrocoeliidae.